Mercurialis annua (annual mercury) is the source of this 1497-nucleotide messenger RNA. Its product is annotated as stemmadenine O-acetyltransferase-like. The record is from RefSeq and is a predicted model, not a curated record. The coding region runs from base 66 to 1376 and encodes 436 amino acids. The transcript has a single exon. Lineage: Eukaryota; Viridiplantae; Streptophyta; Magnoliopsida; Malpighiales; Euphorbiaceae.
CAUAAAGUUGUCUCAUAGCAAUCCUUAACCCAGUCAAAACAUUUCAUUCUGAAUCAAAGAGAUCGAUGGCCAUGAAUAUUGUCAAAAUAAUAUCCAAAGAAAUCAUCAAACCUUCUCCAUCCCCAACACCAACUCAACUCAGAACCUACAAACUCUGUCUUCUAGAUCAGUUAUCCGCUCCUAUGUAUGCACCCGUACUCCUUUUCUAUUCACCAACUAUUAGUACCAUACAUUCCAACAUCAGUGAUCACUUAAAAUCCUCCCUUUCGAAAACAUUAACUCAUUACUUUCCGUUCGCCGGACGCUUCAAAGACGCGUUAUCUGUCGACUGUAACGAUCAUGGCGUUAACUUCACUGAAGCUAACGUCGAUACAGACAUGUCUUCGGUUCUUAAUCAGACCGACGCUGAUUUUCUUGUUCAGCUACUUCCGUGUAAUCCGCAUGAUAAAUCACGUAAUUUAGUUGAUCAAGAAAUGUUACUAGUUCGAGUAAAUUUCUUCUCAUGCGGAGGAAUUGCGAUUGGAGUUUGCAUUUGGCAUGCUCUGGCUGAUGCGUCAGCUCUAGCUUCAUUCGUUACGAGCUGGGCAGCAAUCGCUCGUGGUGGUGGCGCUGUUCUUGAAAAUGUGGAUAUGGAUGGUGUUGUUGUUGAUUGCACUUCUCUUUUUCCUCCUCAGGAUCUAUUGGCCUUCUCCACCGGUGAUUAUCUAGAUAAAAAUUUAUUGCUCCCUAGGAUCGUUACUAAAAGAUUUGUUUUUGACGGGUCGAAAUUAUCUUCUCUAAGAGAAAAAAUUGGAGAUCGUCCAACUCGUGUAGAGGCAUUAUCCGCAUUAAUUUGGGGAGCUAUAAUAACCAUAUCUCAAGAAAAAAAUGAUGGACCGUCGCCAAUACCUUAUAUUUGUGUAAAUAUGGUAAAUUUACGCCAGCGGAUGAACCCGCCAUUGCCGAAGAAAUGUAUAGGCAACAUCAAUCAAUUUACAAUGGCACAAUGGCCGACGAACACGGAAAUAGACUACAAGGGUUUAACAAAAAAAUUAAGGCAGUCGAUAAGGAAGAUAAACGACGAAUAUGUAAGGAAUAUGCACGAAGGCGGUGAGUAUUUGAAAUCAGCAAAAUCAGGAGUAGUAGAGGGAGGAAUGAAGAUGAUUUUUAGCUUUACUAGUUGGUGUAAAUUUCCGUUCUAUGAAGCUGAUUUUGGAUGGGGAAAACCUGCUUGGAUUGGCACUCAUAUGGGGCUUAACAAUUCGGCAGUUUUUAUUGAUGCAAAGGAUGGCGAAGGUAUUGAAGCAUGGGUUACUUUGACUAUCGAAGACAUGCUUAAGUUUCAACAAAAUCAUGCAAUCCUCCAAUAUGCGUCCUUCCAACCCUACAAAAUAUAAUUGCAUGAGUUUCUACAUCUAUUUUAAUAUUUAGUACUUGCAUUUUAAAUUGGAAAAUAAUUACUAUCCUGUUGUGAGUUAUUUCUUAAUAAUUAAUAAUAAAUGUAUUCUUGAUUUCUUA